Messenger RNA from Caenorhabditis angaria, 3884 nucleotides. Lineage: Eukaryota; Metazoa; Nematoda; Chromadorea; Rhabditida; Rhabditidae. The record is from the annotation of a GenBank genome assembly.
AUGAGCAACGAAGAGAAACGAAAUGAAGAAGAAGCAGGAGAUAAACACGCACAUGUUGAUGGAUCUGGUCGUCUUGGUAUUCCAAUAAGCGAUGAUUCGUCAGAAGAUGAAGCCAGUCAAAUAAUUGCACUCCAAGAAGACCAAGUAUGUUCCUUUUUCAAGUUAUUAUAUUUAUAAAUAUAUUGAAUUAUUCUUGACUCGACAUAAAUCUAUUAUGUCUUAUGCAUACAUAAAAUACGUUACGCUCUCACGAAUUUCUUCAUUUCCAUGACAACCUUUUUUGUACAAAAACAAUUUUUUACCCAUAAAAAACGAGGUAAUUUUAGGGUAUUUACUAUCACGAGGAAGUUGUUGCUCCACCGAAAUACGAAAGUGACGACGAAGAUAUUCUUGUUGGCGGAAAAAGAUCGCUUGAAAGACAAACAGAAGUUGAGCAUAUCGAACAUUUGGACCACGACGACAGUUUAGAAAUGACCGAUGAUGAUGAUGGAAGAGAUACCGCUUCGAGAAUGGGAAGAAGAAGUUGGUUUAUUUUUAUUUUGUUUUCAAAUUCUUAUGUUUUUCCAAAGUUUUUGAAAUUGUUUUUUCAAAAUCGUUAGUAAAUUUUUAUGACGAUCUGUUGUCAUAAAUUAUAAAUCUAAAAAAAAAUAAAAAUGUCGCAUUUCCAGCGACCCCAAUCCGGAGAUUAUAGUACUACAUACAUUUUAAUAAGCUGUUAUCGUGAAAUUUUUCAAUAUUUUUUUCAGUUUUGCAAGACGGUCCCCUCUUCAGACUCAAAAAAUAUUCAAUGUAUUUUUGGUUUUGAAUAAUACCAGAUCGUGAACAUUAUCAACCUUUGUUCCCACGAGAAAUACCUCAAAUAAUAUUCCCCGCAUCCCUCCUGAUAGUUUAUUUUUAUCUUACCUCUAUCGUUUAUUUUGAUAUUUGCUCGUUUUGUGCCCAGAGAAACGAGACUAACAAAUUUUUUCGGUUAGAUAAUCUCCAAAAAACAUCCGGAAGUAAUGGAAUCCAUAGAAACCAUAGCUAGAAAAAAUAAUUUUGUUAUGAAGUUCUCUCAAAAUUUCGUGAGAAAAUAAUUUAUACUUCAGCGGAAGUCAAAAUUGUUGGGUUUUUCAUUCAAAAUUUGUUGUUUUCUAGGAUCAGUCCGCUUCACCGGACCUUAUGAUCAAGAAGAAGACGGCACAAAUCAACAUUUAAGAAGCCCGUCUCCAGAAAGCCUGCGUUAUAUAAAGGUGAGCUUCAACCCUUCAAUUAACCCACGAAAGCAAUUAUGUCCCAAAAAACACAUAAAAACACAAAUAAUAGAUCAAACACGGCAUUUUCCAUUUUACAACAAUUUUCACCUGUUAUAUUUUUGUUGAUUCAUGAAGCUGUUCAAUUGGAACAAAAAAUAACGCUUUAUAUAUUUUUUUAAUUUUCAGGCUCUAGAAAAUCCAAUGUCGGUAAAAGAUGAUGACGAAAAAUCGCAAGACGAAGAGGCUUUUGAAGAAUUGGUAAAAGGACCGAAAGGUAAUUGUUUUUAUAAGAAUAAAUAAGAAAAGCUUUUUAUGUCUAUGACAGGUGCAUAAAAUAUUGAUUUUCCGACUUUCCUCAUUUUUUUCUACAUACAUACAUAUUAUAUUUUUUAACUAUUGAAUUUUUUAAGACGAGAAACAUCCUCUUGGUUCUCCGCCAGCGUAUACAAGUGGCGACGAACAGAAAAAGUUGUCACUUCCACCACAACCAACGCCACUAGAAGAACCCAAACCGCCAGCAAGUAAGUUAUCGUAUAUUCGGAAAAUUUGGGCAACUCUAAUAACAACAACAUUUAAACUAUUACUCUAGGUUUUUAAAGAAUUUCAAUGUUUCUUCUAGUAAAAAAAUGUCAAGCUGUCAGUUUUGAAAUAUAGAGUGUAAUCUUGAAACAUUUAGAAUGAUUCCAAACACCAGUUUCUAAAUUAGUCCCAAAAGCAAGAAAAAAAAACCUUAGCCUUAAAAUUGUUUUUAAAGAAAAAACACGUGGAUCACUGAACGAAUUGUUGUUGACCAAAGUUGCACAACCAUUUCAAAAUAUGAUGAGAAGAGCAAGUCGAAUGGAAGAAGAUUCAACAAGCGAAGAUGAAGAUGAUGAAGGUAUAACUUUCUGAAAUAUUGAAUGAGUCACAUUGAAAAAAACUAAUAAUCAUUGUCAUUUUUAUUUCGUAAUUUUUACUCACUAAUUCCAAAAAUAACUAGAGAAUGACGAUAUUAACAAAAGGGCAAGUUAUAAUAAGUCACGUAGUACAUAUGUUCAAACAACAAUUUAUAUUUCAUAUUACUUUUGGAAAACAAACUAAAAAUGAGUAACUAUUUUUGAAAGGUAUAACUAAUUUUAAUUACAUGUUUGAUUUGCUAGAAAAUAGGAAAAUUUUCAUUAGUAAAAUGGAAAAAUAAUGACAAUUUAUUACUAUUUCUGAGAACCCCACAUAUAAUUAACAUUUCCUAUAGAUGAUGAUUAUACGGAAGAGGAAAUCCAAGUGCUGACAUAUAUCGACGCUUUUAAGCCAGUUGAGAUUGAGUUGAAACCACAGCUCCGUCCGUUUGUUCUUGAUUUUAUUCCUGCAAUUGGUGAGAUUGACGGAUUUGUCAAAAUUCCGCGGCCAGACGAAGUAUGUUUUUUUAAUCAAAUAUUAUUGCUCAUUAUGAAUACAUAUGUGAUAGUGUUUUUUUGCAGGUAGACGAUAAUAACGGGUUGACGAGUUUGGACGAACCGGCAGCCCAGCAAAGUGACGCAACAAUUUUGAACAUGCAAUUGAGAAAUGUUUCAAAAGAAGUGGGUUCUUCUUCAAAAAUGGAUGACCCGCCGGUUAAACAACUUCAAAGAGCCGAUAAAAAUUCGAAUGAAAUUGAAAAAUGGAUCAGCAAUAUAAAAGAAUUGCACAAAACCAAACCUGCACAAACAGUUCAUUAUAAAGGAGUUAUGCCUGACAUGGAUACAUUAAUGCAAGAAUGGCCUUCAAAUUUGGAAGAGAAGAUGAAAAAUCUCAAAGUUAGUUUUACACAUUAAUACAUAUGAGAUAGAGAAAAACAUAAACAUAAACAACAUUUCGCUUUCAUCCCGAAACAACUAUUUUCCGUUCUCUCAAUUCAUCUCACUAAUAAUAAACAGUUGGAAAUGUGGCUGAGUGGUCUAGUGGUAUGAUUCUCGCUUAGGGUGCGAGAGGUCCCGGGAUCGAUCCCCGGCUCAGCCCACCUUAUUUUUGAUCUAUUUUGUUAGUUGUUUUUUAAUUGAUAAUCGAAGACUUUCAUGAGCUAUCAUUUUAUGAGAAAGGUUCUCCUGGUACUAAAUGCAAAUAAUUUUAUAAACUUUUCUCAAAAACUCAAUUGAGUCCACAUUUCCAAAAAUUGAAAAAUUAACUUUCUCGUGUAUUUGACAUAUAUUUAAUUUAAAUUUUCAAUCAAAUUUUGACAACACAUUUCGAAAUUCACCUAAUAUCUUUUUUUCAUCUGUCAUACUUCAAAAGAUAUUAUUUGAUAUAAAUUUUCGAAAUAUAAGCAUUUCGAACCAAACCCAAUAUUUUUUUGUUGCAAAAUAACAUAUUAUUCAUUUGUUUUCCAAGCCCUCCACAGCUUAUAAAUAAUAUGUAAUUAUUGAGCUCAUUAUUUGGACCAUCUGGCAUAUUUCAACAUCAAAGAACAUAUUUUUUCAGCUCCCAUCAUCUGAAUUGGAUGUAUCAACUGAUGAAUAUGCUGAUAUUCUCUUGAACAUGUUUGAUAUCCCAGUUUCGAAAAGUCGUGUUCAUUCAUUGCACCUGCUCUUUUCUUUGAUGUCCGAAUUCAACAAUUCUCAACAUUUCCGCAAUUUGGCACAAAAUAAUAAACUUGGCGGUGAAACUGGAGAAACCAUGGACAGAUUGGAGCUUUAA